Vanrija pseudolonga is the source of this 737-nucleotide messenger RNA. RefSeq names its product Pre-mRNA-splicing factor sap62 (gene sap62). The transcript is spliced from 6 exons. Gene Ontology annotation, biological process: spliceosomal complex assembly. Lineage: Eukaryota; Fungi; Basidiomycota; Tremellomycetes; Trichosporonales; Trichosporonaceae. The coding region runs from base 84 to 722 and encodes 212 amino acids. Gene Ontology annotation, cellular component: U2-type prespliceosome; U2 snRNP; catalytic step 2 spliceosome. The record is from RefSeq and is a predicted model, not a curated record. Gene Ontology annotation, molecular function: zinc ion binding; nucleic acid binding.
CGAAGUCAACUUCGAUCACCGACCUCGCUGCACUUUCGACUUUGUCACAACAAAACAGCUGCGCGAGUAGCUACUAAUCCAUCAUGGGUGCCAACAAGGGCAGCGGUGGUGUCGCCGGCGGAUCGGAGACGGCAGUGGACCGGCGCGAGCGUCUGCGCAAGCUCGCGCUCGAGACGAUCGACCUGGCCAAGGACCCGUAUAUCCUGAGGACCCACCUCGGCACCCUCGAGUGCCGCCUCUGCCUCACGCUCCACGUCAACGAGGGCUCGUACCUCGCCCACACGCAGGGCAAGAAGCACCAGACCAACCUCGCCCGCCGUGCCGCGCGCGACAACCAUGAGCAGCUCAUGCUCGAGGCGCCCAAGGCUAUGCCUAGUACGGUGCGGAAGAAGGUGUUUGUGAAGAUUGGACGGCCAGGCUACAAGAUCGUCAAGAUCCGCGACCCCGUCACCCAGCAGCUCGGCCUCCUGUUCACCGUCUCCCUGCCCGAGAUCAAGCAGGGCGAGCGCCCUCGGCGGCGGUUCAUGUCUGCGUUCGAGCAGAAGCGCGAGAUUCCCAACCGCGCGCUGCAGUACUUGGUGAUCGCUGCCGAGCCCUACGAGACCAUUGCGUUCGCCAUUCCUGCCAAGGACAUGACGGACGAGGACGAGGACCCCGAGACGACAUGGGAGCACUGGGACCCAGACGAGAAGGUGUACAGCUGCCAGUUCUUGUUCAAGUAGGGUGGAGAAAGGGGG